Molecule: messenger RNA, 1828 nt
Organism: Cercospora beticola
Lineage: Eukaryota; Fungi; Ascomycota; Dothideomycetes; Mycosphaerellales; Mycosphaerellaceae
Source: RefSeq, a predicted model, not a curated record
CUUUCAGCCUCGCCUGGCCCUUUGUUUCACUGCAGAUCACCUUGGCAAGGCAGAUUACUCACCUUCAUCAUCAACAUCACCGAUCAACACUCAUACUGGGAGAGAAGACGAAGGUGUCUAAGCCUAUGAUGGCUUGACAGAGUCGCUAUUGUGGCCCGCAGCUCAGGCCGUUACAGAAUGCAUGCGUCUUGCCCUAGAUUCAACACUCCUGCUGCUGCUUCCAUUCGGUCCUCCAUAUACCAGUCAUGUCUACACCGCAGCUCGACAACCUGCCCGACGAGGUUAACGAAUGCAUCAAUGUAUGCCUCGGCUUGUACGACCUCGUCAAUCUCCGCUUAGUGAGCCGGUCCAUGCUCACAAAGACAACCCAAAGGCAUCUCGGUUCAUUCUUGCGAUCCAAACGACUUGACCUGACGAGACCUUCUCUGGAGCUCAUGGCUGAAAUGACCGCAAAGCAUCGUCUCGGCUGCGUCAUCGAGGAGCUCACGCUGGUGGGAGUUGUAUACAAUACUAAGGCGCUGCAAUACCAGAUAUGGACCGGGAGCAAAGAAUUAGUCGGUGACUGUGACGAAUAUGGUCAUGUUGAUGUACCUACAGAGUUUGGCUCGGAGGCCGACCUUGCACGAGCGACUGUGGAACUUGAAGAGCUAAAACGACAGCGGGCCGAUUACGAUCAAUGGCAUGCCGCUGGCAAAGACGUUGCGUUAUUGACGGAAAUAUUCGCCAAUCUCGCAGCGAACACCAAACUGCAAGGGCUAGUUUCCAUUGCAACAGAUGUGGCUGUCUUCCGCGAGGACUCUAGUGAAGAGAGGCCCCACACGAACGUCUGGGUUGGAGGCUGGUAUGGCAAGCCGCUGCAAGAACUUUCCACACCUUGAUGCUCUCGUUAGCUGGUACCAACUUGUCACUACGACACCUGAAUCUUUUCCACAAUUACUUCUCUGGACACUGUAGCCUAGAAUGUAACGAGCUUAGCUUCUGUGACUGGCAAGCAGACGGCGUCGCGUUUACACUGGCCAGCUUGGAGUCUCUCUCAAUCAGCAUAUCUGAUCGAAUACUGCACGAGACCCGGCACGACCGCACAGCAACAGGAGACCCAGUAGAGCUCAUAAACGCGGACGAAUUCCAAGACUUACUUCCAAUUCGCGAGGAGCUCAUAGACCAAGGCUGGGCACCCGAAUGCUACACGGGCCUAAUCGAACUACUAAACAGCUGCAAACAGCUUCUCCAAUUCAAUUUCAGACGAUGCUUCAUACGGACCCGCGCACCCGGACUACACGACCACGAAGGCUUCAAAUUCUUACAGCACAUCAGUUCAAGAGCACCUCUACCAAACUUGCAAAUCUGCAGUCUAGGAAACUUUGUAGUCUACGAGCGAGAUCUUCUCACCUUCCUCAAACAUUCACCCCUCCUUCGAUCUCUCACACUCCAUAAUUUCGGAUUACAGCACGGAGGUGCAUGGGACAACGUAUUCAAACUUUUCACAGAUGAACAUACUCUACACUUCGAGGACUUGUAUCAAGGAGAUCGCCUAAUAUUAUUCGACAAUGGGCAUGAUAAUACAUGUGAAGACUGCCUGGCCGACGGCCUGAAUAUGGGGCAGAGGACUUACAGACGCGCAACAGGCCAGUCAGACGCCAUAACGUGGCACAUACCUGACCCGUUGCUUUCGAGGCCCCAUCACUGCGUCGAGAGGCGGAACGAACAGCAAAGAGACCAGUUUGGCCCACCUGUCUCGUAUUAUCCUGGAUUACAUAAUUGACAAGGAUUCUGUAGUGGUGAGCGCAGGCGAGAGUACCAACAGCUGAUCCAUAGCCACCUCAGAAAU